AAAAGGGGCGGUUGGGCUCGACGCCACCCAUGUCGCGGAGGCGUCUCUCGGUCCCCCCGGAGCUGAGCCGGCGGCAGGACCAGGCGCUGAGCGGAACCAUGCGCCUGGUGAGGGAGCUGGGGCCCACCGCUUUCGUCCUGCAGGAGGAAGAGCCGCGGGCGGCGGAGCAAAGGGUUUUUCUGGGGAAUCCUCACUCGUGCAGCUGCUCAAUAUUUGUGAAAGAAAAGGAUCUUUGUAAACAUCUCUGCUGGUUAUUGUUGAAAAAAUUCAAACUUCCCAGAGACCAUGAAUAUGCUCUACAGUUGGGUCUUGUGGAAAGAGAAAUUAACCAAGUGCUUCAUGGUCCACAAGUUGCUCCCCAACCAAAGGUAUCUGCUAAUUCCACCAAGGAGCUGCAGACAGCUGAUGAUGGGUACAUUAAACAAAAGCAAAUUGAUGAUGAGGAUGUGUGCCCUAUUUGCCAGGACAGACUGCUGAAGAGAAUGCUUCCUGUCACUUACUGCAGGUUUGGUUGUGGCAACAACAUACACAUAGUAUGUAUGAAGAUCUGGGCUGAUCAUCAGAUAGAGUUAGAGAAAGAUUCUUUGGUGAAGUGUCCCCUGUGUAGGGAAGAUUUUGCACCGUUGAAACUUAUACUGGAAGAAUUCAGAAACAGCAAAAGACUCAUCACUGUAGCAGAGAAGCAGCAUCUUGACAGACAUCUUGGAAUCCCUUGCAAUAAUUGCAGGGUAUGUCCCAUUGAAGGCAAUUGUUACAAGUGCACCGAGUGUAGUGAAUAUCACCUAUGCCAUGGGUGUUUUAGAAGAUUUUGUCAUCCUUCACAUAACUUUGCUUUUCGUGAGAAAAGGAAUCAGAGAUGGAGGUCAGUUGAACCAGUAACACAACUAUCAACUUCAGAAAAUCUGCAGAGCUUUAAUCCAGAGAACUCUAAAGAGGAAAAACACAGGGAUAACUGCAUACCAGAGGGUAUAAUAAACUCAUUACCUACUGUGCUGGUUGGAAAAUGCAGCAGUUUACUUGAUUCAGGAUUGCAGUGUAGACUCUGCUUGAAGAACUUUCACCUUGGCCAAAUGACAAGAUUCUUGCCGUGUAAUCACAAGUUCCAUAGGAAAUGCAUUGACCAUUGGUUGCACAAAGAAAAUGCCUGCCCUAUUGACGGACACAUUGUGUAUAAUCCAUUAACCUGGGAGAAUGUACGAAGGAAAGGCGAAGUAACCCCAAUUAUGUCUCAAGCAAAGAAUAAGUUUACAAAGCAGGAUGAGCAGGAGCUUUUUAUACCAGGGACGGGAUUGCUUGUGAAGCAAAUGAAAGCUGGCCACGUUCUUGAGAAGUCUCAAAGUCGUAUUCAAGUGUUUUGCAAGAAGAAAAAUAAUUCAGAAUGUGAACAGAGUCUAACACGGAAUGGCUUCAGCUAUACGUGUACAAGAAGCUCUGCUUCUAGCCAGCACAGAACUCAGACAAUCAGAAAUUUGAAGUUUUCUAGAUAUGCUAAGGGUUUGUCUCUUAUUCCAAAGCCUCAUGCUGAUGUGUUUACACAGGAGGCAAUUGGCACUGCCUUGAGAGGUUUAUCUGUAACUGGAAAUGCCUUUUAAAUUUCCAUUCUGUGCACAUUUACUUGGGAGAAAGCCCCAUUGAACUCAGGAGGACUUAAUUCUGAGUAAAUGUUUAUAGGAUCAGGAUGCAAGUUUAAUAUAUUUCAAAAGAACUAUUUGAAUUUAUUGUAUUUUUCACUCCUAUCUUGUAUUAGGAGGAAUCUGUAAAUAGCCAACUUGGCUUAAAACAGUACUUCAUCUUAUAGCAAAUUAUGUCUGGCAACAUUAUGCCUGCAAAAGUCAUAAACAUCCAUAUUGUUUCCAUUAAACAUGAGGAAAAAAAACUGUUAAUGUAUAAAGCAAUAAAACAUAAAUUUGCCAUUUAAAUUUUGAC
Messenger RNA from Lacerta agilis (Sand lizard), 1926 nucleotides. RefSeq names its product zinc finger SWIM-type containing 2 (gene ZSWIM2). Lineage: Eukaryota; Metazoa; Chordata; Lepidosauria; Squamata; Lacertidae. The transcript has 9 exons. The record is from RefSeq and is a predicted model, not a curated record. The coding region runs from base 30 to 1592 and encodes 520 amino acids. Gene Ontology annotation, molecular function: ubiquitin protein ligase activity; zinc ion binding.